Molecule: messenger RNA, 1406 nt
Organism: Thecamonas trahens ATCC 50062
Lineage: Eukaryota; Apusomonadida; Apusomonadidae
Exons: 2
Coding region: 116-829 (237 amino acids)
Biological process (GO): regulation of DNA-templated transcription
Molecular function (GO): DNA binding
Source: RefSeq, a predicted model, not a curated record
AGCGCAUCUGCGCUCCGUUUUUGUGUGUGUGCAAUUGUGCUGACAACCAGGCGCUGAAUUCCUGCGUCACACAGAAGAGUUGCACGAGUUGGGCUGACUCGCACCAUCCGGCACCAUGGGUCGCAAGCGCCGGCGGCGGGAGGCCGACGAUGCCAACGAUGACCACACGCCAUCGAAGAAGCAUGGGUUGGGCCGGCGGAGGGUCUUCUUCAGUGACGGCGUGACACUCAUGCUCAACACAUGGAUGGCAUCACAUGUUGCAAACCCAUAUCCAUCCCGGGCAGAAAUGGAGGAGAUGGCCGAAGCUGCCGGCCUCACCUUUAUCCAGGUCCGCCAGUGGUUCAUCAACAGAAGGCGGCGCCUCCCGCCGACAGUUGUCCAACGUGCCCUCGCCAUCCAGGAGACCAUCACUCGUCUGGAGCGUAAGCGCAGUGGCGAUGCACAUGCCAGCAGCAGCACACGGCGCCGGCAGGAUCGACUGGCAUUGAGCCCAUCGACAUCAUCACACCCCACGGAGGUUGUGCCUCCCCCUGGGCACGGCAUGGGUCAAUCUGUUAUCCCAAACGGCUUACAGAGCCUUGCUGACCUACCAUCAGUUCCACCCAUAGAGGUGAGAACACGAAAGGGAGCCAGUUCCGGCCUUCAGGCUGCCCACGAUGGGUGGAGAGACCAGUGUCAGGGGCCCCGUGGUUCGGGUUUUGUUCCCAGAACAGAAUUUUCUCCGCUCGCCUCGGCCGCCCUCUUCCCUCUGCCUUGUCUGCCAAGGCCUUGGACAUACACCGCCUGGCCCAGCUCCGUCAGGCUCAGGCAUUUGCCACAUCGGCCAUGAGUACGCCACCCUCUGCAAUGCCAUUGCCCUCCUCCGGCAUGACUGACGCGUGGCGCGCGUGGCUCUGGUCACAGCAGCUGGCUCAGUCCCGGACAGCCGCCGCCGCCGCCGCCGCUGCUGCUGCUGCUGUGCAGGCCCACCAGCUGCCGAACCUGGCUCUCAUUCGCCAACUACAGAGUGCGCAUCAGAACAUGGUACCGCACGGCAUGCCAGCACUUCCCAUGCCCGUGACCGCCGGGAUGGCCCACGCUCUCGCCAUGGGCGCUCUUGCCAACGGUGCGGCGACGCCGAGCAAUGGGAUAAGCUCCAUCGCCACAACGCCCCUCCCAAGCCAUCCUUUGCCCAUUGUGCAGCCUGUUGCCACUGCCUCUCCGGGUGUCAUCGCUCCCAUCCCCAUCGUGUCGGCCACUGCUGCCACUGCCUUGGCGGAGCCGGAAGCUAGCUCUGAAGAGAGCCAGCUCAGCCGCGGACAAGUGCCAAUGUCCUCGCCAUAGCAACUGUCCUUGCCGCCACCUCACUGACGGUCCCUUAAAUGUGGAGCACUCCUUGGGGCAGGAGGGUAAAGACAUGUUGCCCG